AUGUCAAAAACGCGAGAUAACAAAAAAAAGAAUGAUGACUUCGAAAUAGAAGAAACCACUACUAAAUAAGAGGUUUCCAAUACUGCUCCUUAACAAUAAUAAGUUGCUGAUAUAGAAGAUACUCAUUAUGAUAUUGAUCCAAUGAGGAAAAAAUGUACAUACUGCAAUGUCGAGGUAGUUACUUAUGUGGAGCAUGAAGGUCACCCACUAUUUAUGCUUUUUGCGAUGAUUACUAUCUUUAUUUUUGGCUUCUUAUGUCUUAUCAUCCUGCCAAUAGCCUAUAUGGUCACUAAAAAUGCAGUUCACAGAUGCAGCAGAUGCCUUUAGAAACUUGGAGAGAAAAAGAUGUUUGGACUGCCAUCAAAUUUCACUGAUGAGGUAUAAAUAUCAUUGUUAUUAGUCAAUCAGUUUGCUUAUUAAUUCCUUAUAUAGAUUUGGUAAUUCAGGCUAGGCAAAUGCCAUGUGGUUAUUUCAAGAGGCUAUGCAGUUGGCGUACUUGUGAUAUUUACAAUUCUCUCUAUGUAUUAUGUGUACAUGAGACCCUCUUACUCGACACACUUGUCCCCUUAUGAAGUCCCCAAGGAAAGCAGACCUAUUUCUUACUCUUGGGAAGAGUUUUUGAACGACUGUGGUGGUGCAGUGAUAGUUGAAAACAACGUGCAUGCUAGAAACAUCUUCAAUCAGAAGUACGAGUCAAACAUCGUUACCUGGUAAGGCUUUUUCGCUGAGAGUAAAGUCGCUUAGGGUAUUGUGCCUUUUAUCGGAUCAAGCCAUCAUAUGAACUUUUUGAUCAAAAUGUCGCCUUCUGAAUCUCCCUUGUACCCAGAUCUAGUCCUCUCCAUUUCAAGCAAGCAAUGGAACGAGAAGAAAUAAAUAAUUAACAACCUUAAGAAAGGUGAUGAGCUGAAAUUCAAGGCAUAGAUUGUGACUCUUGGUAACGAAUUUAAACUGCAUCAUUUGCACUGUGAAGAGUUUGAACUCACUGGUGGUUUCAAGGAAAUUAACGAUAUCAUAAUCAGAGAAAGCACUCUUCCUUGA
This is a messenger RNA of Stylonychia lemnae, 1038 nucleotides long. Lineage: Eukaryota; Ciliophora; Spirotrichea; Sporadotrichida; Oxytrichidae. The record is from the annotation of a GenBank genome assembly.